Cladophialophora carrionii CBS 160.54 is the source of this 1566-nucleotide messenger RNA. RefSeq lists its product as uncharacterized. The transcript has 4 exons. Gene Ontology annotation, molecular function: cholinesterase activity. The record is from RefSeq and is a predicted model, not a curated record. Lineage: Eukaryota; Fungi; Ascomycota; Eurotiomycetes; Chaetothyriales; Herpotrichiellaceae. Bases 1 to 1566 code for a protein of 521 amino acids.
AUGAGGUUCGUCCAGGUUUCGUCAGCCAUCGUCUCCCUUUUUGCGUCCGUUCUAGCUCUACCACAGGCAUCGCCAAGCAGCAAUGGUGCCCCAACCGUGACCAUCGAGAGCGGCGUCGUACAAGGAGUGUCGACCACCAUCCCGGGCGCUCCGCGGAACAUAACCAAAUAUCUAGGUGUACCUUUCGCGGCCAAGCCACUGCGAUUUGCUCCUCCAGCUGCUCCCCAGGCGUGGAAGACGCCGUUCAAGGCCACCAAGUAUGGGCCAGCUUGUAUCCAGGAAUUCGCCUACCCGGCACACGACAUUACGAUUUCAUGGUUCAACACUCCUCCUCCGCCGGCGGGUGAGAGUGAGGACUGCUUGAACGUCAACAUCUAUGCGCCGGCCACCGGGAAGAACAAGACGGUGAUGGUUUGGUUUUACGGUGGCUCUCUAGCAUUCGGGGCCAACUCCCUGGCAGCGUACGAUGGCUCUUACUUUGCCGCGUUCCAGGACGUUGUCAUCGUGACCGUGAACUACCGCACCAACGUCUUUGGCUUCCCUGGGUCUCCUGAACUGCCUGCUCGAGGCAACAAUCUAGGCUUCCUCGACCAACGAUUCGCCCUCGCCUGGGUCCAGCGCAACAUCGCAGCCUUCGGUGGGGAUCCGGCCAAAGUGACCAUCUUCGGCGAAUCCGCUGGUGGACUCUCGGUCGAUGCUCUGGUAACUUCCUUCGCAACCAAACCGCCUUUCCGUGCCGCGAUCGAAGAAUCCGGUCAAGGGACCUACCGUGCUCUGGUUGCGGAUCCGCACAGAUCAUGGAACACCCUCGCCGCCGCGGUCGGCUGUAACACGACGGCCUCGGCGCUGAAAUGCAUGCGAGGCCUGCCUGCAACGACGCUCAAGAACGCGAGCGAACACCUCGGCCUUGCAUUCACCGCCAUGGUCGACAACUACACCUUCGUCGCCAACCGUAGUGAGGCACGUGCUUCCGGCAAGAUCGCCAAAGUCCCCGUCCUGGCAGGGACAAACGCCGACGAAGGCACCGUCUUCACCUACGGCGAUACCAACCUGACCGAGUACCUCACCGCUGCUCUCCCCACCGCCCCGGAAAGCUACCUCAGUCAGAUAACGAACGCCUACCCGAUCGGAAGUCCCGGCAUUGCCAACGUUUCGCAGCAAAUCGCCAAGAUUUACACCGAAUUUUCCUUUCAGUGCACACAGGCCCGGCAGUUGAGGGAUACCAAGCGCGCGGGCAUCCCGACGUGGAGAUACUUCUACAACGCCACGAUCCCACAACUCGAGCUCUUCCCCGGCGCGGGCGUCUACCACUCGGCGGAGAUCCAGCUCGUCUUCGGCACCUACCGAAACAACGCCCAGCAGACGCCCUUUGAGCAGAAACUGAGCGCCUACAUGAUGGGUGCGUGGGCGCGGUUCGCGAAGAACCCCACCCAAGGACCCGGUUGGCCUCAAUUGCCUGUGGUGGCGGAUCUGGGUGGAAAUGGCGUGACCAACACGUCGAUUCAGAGCAGUGCGAUUGAUGCGAGGUGCGCGUUGUUUGACCCGGUGUAUGAUUUACGACAGUGA